UUUUCAUCUUUACACUCUUUAGGGAACUGUGUCGGCAUUUAUAUACAUAUAUAUAUAAUAUAUACACAAGGCCUUUUGUUUACGGUAGAUUUCUCUUGAUUCUCUUUCCCUCUUCUUCUUGUCUUCUUCUUUCUCUGCACAUCGCCCAUCUUCACUUUUCAUGGCAUCUCCUUCCCAAGCAAUUCUUCUUCUCCAGAAACAGCUUAAAGAUCUCUGUAAAAACCCAGUCGAUGGUUUCUCUGCCGGGUUAGUUGAUGAGAAGAACUUGUUCGAAUGGAGUGUUACCGUUAUUGGGCCGCCAGAUACGCUAUAUGAAGGAGGAUUCUUCAAUGCUAUUAUGUCUUUCCCUUCUAAUUAUCCUAACAGCCCUCCAACAGUGAGAUUCAUAUCAGAAGUAUGGCAUCCAAAUGUAUAUUCUGAUGGAAAGGUCUGUAUUUCAAUUCUUCACCCCCCUGGUGAUGAUCCUAAUGGCUAUGAACUUGCUAGCGAACGCUGGUCCCCUGUUCACACGGUGGAGAGCAUAGUAUUGAGCAUCAUAUCAAUGCUUUCUAGUCCAAAUGAUGAAUCCCCAGCAAAUGUUGAAGCCGCGAAGGAAUGGCGAGAUAGAAGGGAAGAUUUCAGGAAGAAAGUGAGUCGCUGCGUGAGGAAAUCGCAAGAGAUGUUGUGAACCAUUUGAAACUUGAACUUGGAGUUGUCAAUCUAGAAGAAGAAAUUCAUCAAAAUAUCAUUCAAGUUCUUCUAUAUGGUGCCCUGUUUGGAUAUGUCAUUAUAUUAUAAUGGUAUUGGAAUUUACUCUAAGCCUGCUUUCUUUGCUUUCUAAUAAUUUUUUUUGGGAAUUAUUUGCUUUCUAAUAUUAAUACAUAGUUUAUGAGGGUUUUUUGGGUUACAUUAUUUGUUUUAUUAUACAAGAUUAUGAGUUGUUUUUUGCAUUA
Molecule: messenger RNA, 932 nt
Organism: Impatiens glandulifera
Lineage: Eukaryota; Viridiplantae; Streptophyta; Magnoliopsida; Ericales; Balsaminaceae
Product: ubiquitin-conjugating enzyme E2 7
Exons: 6
Coding region: 161-667 (168 amino acids)
Biological process (GO): protein polyubiquitination; ubiquitin-dependent protein catabolic process
Molecular function (GO): ubiquitin conjugating enzyme activity
Source: RefSeq, a predicted model, not a curated record